CUCACUUUAUCACUACUCGCUAUAGAGCCCGGGUCAAGUGCUCUCCAUCUCUCUAUGUCUCAGUUUCCUCAUCUGUAACUUCAAAUGAAUAAUGACACCAACCUCCCAGGCUUCUUAAGAGGAUUAACAAAGACAACAUAUGGGAAAAAUGUAACAUGGUGUCGCAUAAUUAUUAGAUCUUAUUAUUGACACUAAAAUUGCAUUAAAGUUAGCAAAAGAAAAACAGCAUUUUUUUCCUCUUUGGUCCCGAGCUGCCUCUCGUUAAAGGGAACACUGGUUGCCUGAACAGUCGUACUUGCAACCAUGAUGCCUAAACAUUGCUUUCUAGGCUUCCUCGUCAGUUUCUUCCUGACUGGUGUAGCAGGCACUCAGCCAGCCCAUGAGUCUCUGAAGCCUCAGAGGGUACGAUUUCAGUCCCGAAAUUUUCACAACAUUUUGCAAUGGCAGCCCGGGAGGGCACUUACCGGCAACAGCAGUGUGUAUUUUGUGCAGUACAAAAUGUAUGGACAGAGACAAUGGAAAAAUAAAGAGGACUGUUGGGGUAUUCAAGAACUCUUUUGUGACCUUACCAAUGAAACCUCAGACAUACAGGAACCUUAUUACGGGAGAGUGAAGGCGGCCUCAGCUGGGAGCUACUCAGACUGGAGCCUGACGCCACGGUUCACUCCCUGGUGGGAAACAAAAAUAGAUCCUCCAGUUAUGAAUAUAACCCAAGUCAAUGGAUCGUUGUUGGUAAUUCUCCAUGCUCCAAAUUUACCAUAUAGAUAUCAAAAGGAAAAAACUGUAUCUAUAGAAGAUUACUAUGCAUUAGUAUACCGAGUUUUUAUAAUAAACAAUUCACUAGAAAAGGAGAAAAAGGUUUAUGAAGGGACUCACAGAGUUGUUGAAAUUGAAGCUCUAACACCACACUCCAGCUACUGUGUCGUGGCUGAAAUAUAUCAGCCCAUGUUAAACAGAAGUCAGAGAAGUGAAGAGAGAUGUGUGGAAACUCCAUGACUUGUGGGCAUUCAACAAUGUGGAAAUGCUCAAACUCCCUGAGAAUGGGAUGACUCAUGUUUGAAGGAUCUUAUUUAAAGUUGUUUUUGUGUUUUCUUAAAGCAAUAUUCACUGUUAACACCUUUGGGACUUCUUUGUUUAUCCAUUCUUUCAUCCUUUCUAUUUCAUUUAUAAACUAUAUUUGAGUAACAGUCUCUCCAAAAAUCAAAAUUUAAAAGACGCGGCAGAGAAUAAAGGGUUCUAUGAAAUUCAGAACUUUAUUUCUGAAUGUAACAUCCCUAAUAACAACUUUCAUUCUUCUAAGACAGUAAAAUAAAAAUUUAACAACCAAGGAAUAGUAUUUAAGAAAAUGUUGAAAUAAUUUUUUGAAAAUAGCAUUACAGACUGAG
Molecule: messenger RNA, 1385 nt
Organism: Saimiri boliviensis boliviensis (Bolivian squirrel monkey)
Lineage: Eukaryota; Metazoa; Chordata; Mammalia; Primates; Cebidae
Gene: IL22RA2
Product: interleukin 22 receptor subunit alpha 2
Biological process (GO): cytokine-mediated signaling pathway
Cellular component (GO): plasma membrane
Molecular function (GO): cytokine receptor activity; protein binding
Source: RefSeq, a predicted model, not a curated record